AUGUUUGACCAAGGCAUUAUUGGAAUAUGCUUUUGUAUUUGCUUGGCAAUAGUUUUCAACUUUUCUUUACAUCGUAUAGAAGAAGGACAUGUUGGUGUUUAUUUUAGAGGUGGAGCAUUAUUGCCUCAAAUCAGCAAUCCUGGGUUUCAUAUGAUGAUACCUUUAUUAACAACAUAUCGCUCUGUUCAAGUUACAUUACAGACAGAUGAAGUAAAGAAUGUUCCAUGUGGAACAAGUGGUGGUGUAAUGAUCUAUUUUGAUCGUAUAGAAGUUGUAAAUAUAUUAGAUGCAAACAGUGUUUAUAACAUGGUGAGAAACUUCACAGCAGAUUAUGAUCAAACGUUAAUAUUUAAUAAAAUCCACCAUGAAUUAAACCAAUUUUGUUCUGUACACACAUUGCACGAAGUAUAUAUAGACUUGUUUGAUCAAAUAGAUGAAAAUUUGAAAACUGCUUUACAAAAAGACUUGAAUGAUUUAGCACCUGGUUUAAGUAUUCAUGCAGUUAGAGUUACUAAACCAAAAAUUCCAGAAACUAUCAGAAAAAAUUAUGAAUUAAUGGAAGCAGAAAAAACGAAACUCUUAAUUUCAACACAGCAUCAAAAAGUUGUUGAAAAAGAUGCAGAAACUGAUAGAAAAAAGGCUGUUAUUGAAGCAGAAAAAGAGGCACAGGUAGCAAAAAUACAGUAUAAUCAAAAAAUUAUGGAAAAAGAGUCUCAACAGCGAAUAGCAGCUAUUGAAGAUGAAAUGCAUUUAGCAAGAGAGAAAAGUCGUUCAGAGGCUGAAUAUUAUCAAACAAAAAUGCAGGCUGAAGCAAAUAAACUUCUUCUUACUGAAGAAUUUUUAGAAUUAAAAAAAUAUGAAGCAUUAGCACAGAAUACAAAAGUAUAUUAUGGUCAAGAUAUACCAAAAAUGUUUAUGUAUGGAGGUUGUUCAAGUAAUCUUAGUACAAAUUAACUUGUGGAUGUUCAGAAAGUAAUAAUAGAAAUUAAUGUCUUUUUUCCUAAUAUUGAACGAUAAUAUAUACAAAUUCUUGUAUAUAAUGAUUGUAAUUGUAAUUGUUAUAUUAAUGAUAAUACUUUGAUGAUAUGAAUUUUCAUUUUCAAAAGUAGAAUUCAUUUUCUUAAGUAUAAUUUUCAAUAAUUUUCAUAUAAUUAUCGUUAAUUUCUUACCAAUUUUUAUUGGAACAAAUCAAAUUUUCUAAUAAAAAUAUUAUUACAAAUUAUAUUGAUGCCAGGUUACUAUAUUAUUUUGUAUUCAAAGUAUUUUGUAGUUCCUCUAAAAUAA
Messenger RNA from Heterotrigona itama, 1284 nucleotides. The record is from the annotation of a GenBank genome assembly. NCBI's taxonomy places the organism in Eukaryota, Metazoa, Arthropoda, Insecta, Hymenoptera, Apidae.